GUGUCCUUACCUCCUUCCUGUGUUUUCUAUGUGCGGCGCUGAGGACGGUUCUAAUUUACGAUGCUACAUGAUAUAUAUAUGUGAGACACUAACCAGCUAGCAGGUAGUAUACAUACACUCAUGAGCUCACAACCCUCUUUGCCGAGACAUAUUGAGGCCAAAUAACAACAUGGACUUAACAAGUCUUACCGCAGUGUGGUGGGCCGUGGCUCUUCUUUUCAUCACCGUGUUAGUCACCAAGAUUUCAAGAGCAAGAUUCACCACCGUUGAUCUACAUCGUACAACAGGUCAACUUCCUCCCCUGGUGAAUGGAGUUGCUCUCCUCAAACUAUUACCUACCCUUUUCAACAAGGGUCUACCGGCAAUGAUGAAUGAUCUAUAUGUCAAAUAUGGCAGUGUAUUCAUGGUAAGUUCAUUUGGAGUGAAGGUAACACUGUUGAUCGGGCCAGAGGUGACGGCUCAUUUCUUCCAAGGUCUGGAGUCGGAGAUUAGCCACGGUAAUCUGUUUGAGUUCACUGUGCCCAUGUUUGGUGAAGCAGUUGGUUAUGGCAGAGAUACCGCCACCCGAACUGAACAAAUGCGCUUCCAUAUCGAAGCAUUGAGACCAUCAAGGUUGAGGAGCCAUGUUUAUCCCAUGCUUCAAGAAGUGGAGGGUUACUUUGCAAAAUGGGGAGAUGAAGGCAUAGUUGAUCUAAAGCUUGAGUUCGAGAAGUUACUCAUGUUGAUCUCAAGCAGGUGUUUGCUCGGAAAAGAGGUUCGGGAGAACAUGUUCGAUGAAGUCUACACACUAUUUCACGAGAUUGAAGACAAUGGUGUGACUUUGAUCAGCUUCUUGUUCCCAUAUCUCCCAUCUCCAGCAAACCGGCAGCGAGAUAGAGCGCGCAUAAGGCUAACACAAAUCCUUUCUGAUGUCGUCAAUUCCCGUAAGAACUCUGGCAGAGUUGAGGAGGACACGCUGCAGAAAUUGAUCGACUCUAAGUACAAAGAUGGUCGCCCUACAACGGUAGAAGAGGUAGUCGGGCUAAUCAUUGGCUUGUUGUUUGCUGGAAAACACACCAGCUCUCACACUAGUACUUGGACUGCAGCUUGUUUACUCAGCCAUCCAACUUUCUUGAGAGCUGCCAUUGAGGAGCAACAACAAAUCAGUAGCAAAUACAAGGACAUGGGGCUAGACUACAAUGCAUUUAUAGAGAUGGAUACACUACAUAGUUGCAUCAAGGAGGCACUAAGGAAGCACCCUCCAACACCAAUGCUGGUCCGCAGAGCACAUAAGAGCUUCAUGGUGAAGACGAAAGAGGGCAAAGAAUAUGACAUCCCGCAAGACCACAUCGUAGCAACUCCCACUAUAGUCAACAAUAACAUCUCUUAUAUCUAUAAGGACCCUCAGGUAUAUGAUCCAUGCCGGUUUGGCCCCGAAAGAAGAGAAGACAAAGUAGGUGGCAAGUUCUCUUACACGUCAUUUAGCGGUGGACGACACAUUUGCACCGGGGAGGCCUAUGCUUACAUGCAACUUAAAGUGAUAUGGAGCCAUUUGCUGAGGAACUUUGAGCUCGAAUUGAUCUCCCCUUUCCCCAAGACAGACUGGAGCAAGUUCUUGCCAGAGCCACAAGGAAAACUACUCGUAAAAUAUAAGAGGAAUGGCAUUGUGCAGUCACUUAAUUAGUUGAUCCACUGCAACCUAUAUGUGUAUAUGUACGCUUACUUCUGUGUAAUAUCAAUGCAAUCGUGUUUGGAUGCCACAUUUAGUGGCGGACUUGGCUUUGAGUGCUAGUAGUUCCGUACCCACAAUUAUGUUCAUCAAGAAAUAAAUACAUAGUCUUGGUUGGUUUCUAUGUCA
This is a messenger RNA of Triticum aestivum (bread wheat), 1837 nucleotides long. RefSeq names its product obtusifoliol 14-alpha demethylase-like. Bases 170 to 1663 code for a protein of 497 amino acids. Lineage: Eukaryota; Viridiplantae; Streptophyta; Magnoliopsida; Poales; Poaceae. The record is from RefSeq and is a predicted model, not a curated record. Gene Ontology annotation, molecular function: monooxygenase activity; oxidoreductase activity, acting on paired donors, with incorporation or reduction of molecular oxygen; heme binding. The transcript has 3 exons.